AUGAGUCUGGCAGCGAACAGAUCGAGGCGGAAAACAGCGUCCGUAGAUUUAUACAACAGCAAGACAGGCGGUACCACGCAGGGUAGCGCGAGGAAAUCGAAGAAAAGGAACCUUAACCCUAAGAGGGUAUCAAUACACGAUAUAGAUUUCAAUCAAUCACUCAUACAAUCGCCCGUCGUUGAUAGAUUACACCAUUCGAUUAUCGAGCAGCGAGUACCAACUCCAACGCUAGCAGAGAGGGCGUCAACCUUGAAGACACUUGCGCAGGAUGCAUUGAGCUUUUUACUCAGUCCAGUCGCCACGAAGAGUGAUUCCCUAGUUCAGAGACGCUGGGAGACGUUUGAGUCAUUCAAAUCUAGCACCUUCACCAGUGGGAAUUUCAUUUCUAUCGACCAGGUCCUCAGAGGACAGAACAGAACAUCUGAAACUGCAAUGACCAUAGCACACGGUAUAAGAAUGUCAAACAUCACGGCUUUCGCUUAUAUUAUCAACCACCAGUCUGCCACAGUCGAUUCAAAUGGCGAAAUAAGUCCAUCGAUCAACUUGAAAGAAGCUUGGCAGUCGUUCUUACCUUUUAUAAUUCCAGAAAGCAACAAGGUACACAAAAGACAUGUGGAUAUGCUCAUAGAGCUAGGUACACAGGUCUAUAACCUUAAGCAGCUUAUCGUAUCACAUACCCAGAAACAAUCUGACGCAUCCCGUCUUCAAGCUGAAUCAGUGAAGGAACUAAAAUUAGAAUUGUUCAACUUCAAGGCGACUUUCAAGAACGUCGACAAGAAGAAGUUAUCGAACAAGAUUGAAACACACUUUUUGAAGAAGGCUAAAGAUAGAGCCCAGAGUAUUCUCCGCCUGCCGGUAGAAUCUCUCAAUAAUGAGUAUCCGUAUGAGGAAUUCAAAGAUCUUGUGUUCAACUAUGUCAACUCUAUUUGGGAUCAGGACGGAUCAAACAUCGCUGGCUCUCCAGGUAACGCUUCGCCUCAUGGUAGCAGCGUCGAAGAUGAAGAAUUGACUGAUGUCUUGAAUGUGAGCAGGUUGCUCCAGCCGGAUCAGUCACAGGGUGCUAAGGAACAUCAUACUCAACCACAUCCCAUCGGUGACACCUCAAAUAUGCCCCAUCUUUUAUCAGGUGAUGAUCAGAACUUGCAUAACGAGAUUGACGUUAAUCUAGAUCUUGAUUCACAUAUAGAUAAUGUCAAUGGGAGCAUCUUCUCCGAACAACAAAGCCAAUCGGUAGCGCAUUUGAAAGACUUCUUUGAUGAACCGCCUCAGGGUGAAUCAACAUUCUUUUUACACAGCACACCAGACAGGCGUUCUCAUCUGGGUGACUUUACUGAAGAUCCCCUGAGGGAAGGCAGCAUUUCCUUGCGGAGUGAGGGCCGUGGACCCAUUAAUAUUGAACAUUUGCUCAACCAUCAGCACCAUGUCAGCACUGAUGCGGUCAUAAAUGCCAAUGACGUUUUUGGUGAUAAUGCUACAGAUGCUCAAACUAUACCACAUUUGUCUGACGGCUCAUCCUCGCAUAACAGAUCUAGUGAUCAGUCGAUAUCACCGAAUAAUCAAACGGUGAGCUCUUCGUCUAGUAGCGACACGAGUAAUACGAAAUUACGAGAGGCGCGAGAUGGUGUAUUAGGUGAUAUGGCAGAUAUUCUCGGGGGCAACAUCAAGGACCAGUCUCUUUUAUUACAGUCACGCCAAACUGGUAAUGAUCAUGAUGGUAAUACAGGUGUUUCUACAACCCGGACGAGUUCUUCAAUGCCUCCUCCAUCAAACUCACAGAAGAACCUUGACAAGAGGAUCUCGCUACAGAGUCUCAAUACUGCUACACCCACCCUUAAGUAUAUUAAGGAGAAGAUUGGAGGACGUACUAGACAAUCUAAACGAUUGGCGUUAAUCACUGAACAGGCGCAAGAUGGAGUUAUUGAAGAGGCCGAGUUGAGACAUCAACCAUUGUCCCAAGUUAUAGAUGCUCCGUCUCAUGUUGACGUUCAACUCAAAGGCACUGAACAGCGAAAGGUAAAUCAAGAAGGAAUGCAGAAAGAGGUUGAAGAAGCUCAAAGGGGAGAAGCUAAUGAGAUUCAAAAGAGAAGAGAUAACGAAGCUCGCAACAAGGAAAUUGAAGAGGAGCAACAGAGACUUAGUAAUGAACGUAGGGAAGCUGAAGAAGAAGAAGUGAGACUUCGUCUUGAACAACAACGUCAGUCUGAAGAAGAGCGCAUUCGUCAUGAAGAACAUCAUGAGCGUGAUCGACAAGCAAAAGAUGAGAUUCGUCGUCAAGCUGAAGCAGAACAGCUUGGGGUUGCACAAGAAUCGGAGCAGGCUAAGAUUCAAAAUCAGCUUGAGUCUUCAGUUGAUAACUCUCCCGUGGACGCAUCAGAAGAACCUCAUGCAGAACUAUUCCCUGAAACAGUUGGUCCUUCUGAUUACUGGAACCAGAUAAACGAAGAUCCAUUACCAUUUGCUAGUGAAGACUAUGCUAUAAUGGAAGCUGCAGAAGGUUCAGACAAUGGCGGUAUGGGUAGAAGACCAUCCUUAAUGAGCUGGGUCGGUGGAAGCAGUGAUAAUACCCCAACUUCCAGACAACGUACAACAGAGAAACAUGGUCGUCCACUUGAUGCAUCGUCACCAUUAGGAACUUACGGCCAGCCUAGGAUCAUUGCACGUAAGAGUGUAAAGCUCAACAAUAACAAUCGUAGCCCUACUAGACGUGCUUCUAGACGUAACAAAAAGGCAUAUGAUGGUUCAUCUGAGGAGGAGAAUAAUGUAGUCUUACAAUCACCUAAUCAGGGUGUCGGUACACAAGACAACCGUGCUUCCGUAACAACUAACCCUGAAGAGAAGCUGAUUGUUCGUGAUAUAACAGCAAAGAAAAUAAGUAAGGAUAUUAUCGAAAUCUCUAGUGAAUCAGAUGAUGAAGUCUACGAAAAAAGAGGAGAAGAGAAAGAAAAUGAUAAUGAUCAUGACGCUGAUGACAGGAAUGCGGUAGAAAGUCAAGCUCCUUCCCAGUAUGUCCCCUCAUCACCAAGUUCUCGACGUGCGUCAUCUGAUGUUUCCCAAAACCAACAACGAAAGCAAAAAAAUGUUCGGUUGGUCACUGAUAGUGAGAGCGACGAAGAGGAAGAUGAACAGACAGAAAUCGAUCAGCAUAAUAGGGUAAAGGUCCGACAAGCUCGGCAGAGGAUUGAGAGAAAGAAGGCUGAAUAUGGUUUUAGUGCUUUCUCACAAAUGGAAAAAGAUAACUAUGUGAGAACAAAAGGUUUAUCGAAGACCAAUCGUCCCCAGCUGUCGCAGAGAGAAACUACUAAUAGUGGUAGAAGAGUUCGAGUCCCUAUGAGAGCUUAUGAGUCAGAUUUGAUUAUACGAUACGUUAUCAACGAAUACAGACUUGCAAGGAAAUACGGCUCACAUGCGAUGUACGGAAUGUACUCGCGUAUGAUAACUGAUCAUGGUUGGGGUGGAAGGUACAGUCAGAUAUUGCAAGACAGACAUAAUGUUGAUAUUAAAGACUAUGUUUUUAAAUACAGCUCGAAUAAACUAAAUAAUAUGGAAAAGCUCCACCCAGCCUUCCGCACAACUUAUGGAUGUCAAGACGCAGCAUCUUAUAUGUUCUAUGAUGAUACAGAUUCAGAUGAAGAAGCGGACGGUAUGAAAGCAACGAAUCAAACUCAGAUAAAAAGAGAAGUUCAAAGGAGGUUUGGCAGUGUCGCCGAACUCGUAGAGAGACUUACACCUGGAGCUUCCACGCAACGUAUCCCAUCCAUUCCGCCCCAAACUCAUGUCACUGAUUCAAAUAACGAUGUGGAUUACGAAGAAGUGGACCAACUUGCGUCGGUUGAGCCUCAUGAAAGAUCUGAUAGAUUGCGUACUGUAACGUCGAAUGCACGUUCGGGCACAAAGCGUCCUCGUUCGCUCCAAGAGUUUAACGAAACAAAUGAAGAAUACACAGAAGCACCACCAGUAAGAGGGAAAAGAAGAGCUAUACCGGUUGGUAGGAACACAGGGAAUGGAGACUAAGGUUAAUAAGGUUCAUAGAAUUCUAGUUGUAUAUUGUAUUAUAAGCUAUGUUUACUAAGUUAAUUGUCUUUAUAAAUAAUCUAUGCGCUCUUCUGUGCAUAUUUCAGCUUGUGCAAUUCUCGUGCGUCCCUCUCUGUAGUUCUCAUCCAAAGUUCUGUGAGAGCUGAAAACCCCGCUGCGAGGAUUGUACGUGUGCUAGCUGUAUUACGGUAGAAUAGCAAACAUAAGACACUUAAGAGUAAGCCAAGUAAUGGAGACCUAGGUUCGGGUACAUGCCUCAAUGCUGGGUGGCUUAUCGUAAUAAAGUCUCUCCCAGAGAGUGUGUUUAGCAGUGAGGGCACAGGGAAGAGUAGUGCUACGAUGUUUAGGAUAGUCCCUCUAUUUCUGUAUUGGAACAACAAACUGAAGGGCAUUAGAUAAUAGAAAAUGAUAUCAGAGCAAACCCACGAAGCAGCCUGUAUAGAUAUGAGUGAUAGUGUUAUGAUCCUAUAUAAUCUAUUGGAGUUCAAGUUACUGUCUUCUAUUUCUUUGACAAUUUGCG
Messenger RNA from Wallemia mellicola CBS 633.66, 4552 nucleotides. RefSeq lists its product as hypothetical. The transcript is spliced from 6 exons. The coding region runs from base 1 to 4011 and encodes 1336 amino acids. Lineage: Eukaryota; Fungi; Basidiomycota; Wallemiomycetes; Wallemiales; Wallemiaceae. The record is from RefSeq and is a predicted model, not a curated record.